AUGCCAUCGACGAUUUCCUCGAGAAUCCGCACUCUCAAAUGGAUUAUUCGAAUAUCAGCAAUUAUCGCGUUCAUCGCCAUCUCGACAAUUUUCACCGCGUUCCCUUUCUUGUACGCGUACGUUUAUGAGGCAAAAGCUCAGAUUGCGAUAGGUGUUCGAGAAUGUAAGACGACAGCUCAAAAAAUCUACUAUGAGACGAACACCAUCGAGUAUUUUCAACGUCGCUAUCGACAUUACUGA
Messenger RNA from Caenorhabditis bovis, 240 nucleotides. NCBI's taxonomy places the organism in Eukaryota, Metazoa, Nematoda, Chromadorea, Rhabditida, Rhabditidae. The record is from the annotation of a GenBank genome assembly.